AUGCCACUGGACCCGAUUCAGAUCCUCUUUCCGUUCGUGCUCCUCUCCGCGCCCGCACUUUCUCAGUUCACGUCGCAAACAUAUCCGGAUCCCCGGCUCGACCCUUUUUCGUGCCGAUUGGCGCUUCCCUCGCAGGUCUGCGAUCCGUCGGCCAUCGUUUCGGACGAGGAACGGACCCGUCUGGUGCAGAGGGUCAGCCAGUUGCACUCGUUGACCGCAGGCAUUAAGAACACCUCUCCGUCGUGUGCACUCAUGCCGGACAGGAAUUUGGAGGUGAGUUAGACAAAAAUGAUCAACUACAAAAUUAAAGAUCUUGUCUAGUACUGUACUUUCGUAGUUCAUAACUUUUUUAUAGGGCCACUCCCUGGAGUACUGUAGUCCUUGGAAGUUGGGCAAAGUUCUGGACUUCUGAGAGAAGCCUUGAAUUCCAAGAGCUACAGUACUCCAGGGAGUGGUUGUAGGGAAAAAUGUUCAACUACAAAAUUAAAGUGCUUGUCUAGUACUGUAUUUUUGUAAUUGACACCUUUUUUGUACAACCAUUCCAUAGAGUACUAUAGGCUGUGGAAGUUAGAACACAAUUUCAGCGCACUACCCCAGGAACAUAGAAAAAUGGCAGAUUUUCAGAUAAUUGUCGCCAUUAUCGACAAGAUCGGAAGUGUUCCAGGCGUGCCAGUGGAUAUUGAGAAGUUCGCGAACAAUUUGAAAAGAAGAUAUCAGAAUUUCCAGGUUAGUGAACAUCUAGAAACUACACAACGGCACAAAUAAAACCGCAUCGCGAAUACCGUUAAUAUCUCAGCUGCCAAUAAAGAUAGAAGAAAGUGGUCAACUGAUAAAUUGAUUCUUGAAACAUUUUGAACAUUUUAUGUGUUGACGACUUUUCGAUAUCUCUUCCGGCAGCAGAGAUACAUCAUUUUGAAUGUUGCAGGACGUCGGCAUGUGUGACACGACAGUAUUGAUCGUCAAUUCGCGGCAAGACCGUCAAGUGUUCACCGUGGCGGGAAGGGACGCGAAAAUCUCAAAGGACACCCUAAAAUCGGCAUUCGAACGCAACAUUGGCCACUUCAAAACAGGCCGCUACGCGCUGGGACUCGAGGGAAUGAUCGAGGUGAUCGUGGCGGCCUACUCGAAUGCGCACAUUGUCCAGGUGCCGACGCCCGACGCGUUCCGGCCCACAGAGUAUUCGAAAGUACACCAAUCGCCGAUUCUCAAACGAUCCUUCAGGUUCAUGCCGGCUCCGUCUGUGUCGGCCAUCGAGGCCCAACCGUUCCGGGCCGCCGGUCUGCCGAACAGUGUUCAGCCGGCGAAACGGCCAUUCGCAGCCAUUCAGGAGACUGUGGACGAGGAGGACAAGGUGAGGUCGGGGGGAAAGUUAGGCCACCGCUUGGAACCGUCUAGGGACCGUCUAGGGACCGGGCCACAAGGUUGUAGAAACCUAGAAUUUCGAAGAUGGAUCCCAGGCCAAGCCUAAGUCAUCUUUACGGACCCUAGGCCAUCCUUUUGGAUCCUAGACCAUCCUUACGGAUUCUAGGCCAUCCUUACGGAUUCUAGGCCAUCCUUACAGAUCCUAGGCCAUUCUUACGGAUCCUAGACCAUCCUUACGGAUCCUAGACCAUCCUUACGGAUCCUAGGCCAUCCUUACGGAUCCUAGACCAUCUUUACGGAUCCUAGGCCAUCCUUACGGAUCCUAGGCCAUCCUUACAGAUCCUAGACCAUCUUUACGGAUCCUAGGCCAUCCUUACAGAUCCUAGGCCAUCCUUACGGAUCCUAGACCAUCCUUACGGAUCCUAGGCCACCCCAUUGCUCACCUAAGUCCCCAACCCCUCAACUUCCAGGUCUGGGUCUCAAUCCUCCAACAAGCGAUGGCCAGAUGCGGCCAAAACGACGCCGACCUCCCGAAACACGUCAGAGCAGUUGUGGAGGGUAAUUUCCGGCACUUUUUGCACCUUUUCUCUGCAUUUUCGAUUUUCAGAAGCGAUGAACAUCUCGCUCAAGUUGAUCUCCGACCCGCGCUACAACAAAAUCGAGGAGGAGACGGAGCAGAACAAGGAGGUGCUCGGCAGCCGACAAAAGUGAGUCUUUCGUGUAUCAUCCGGUUUUUUGUACCCAAUUUCGCACUCAUCGUAACCCGGGAAACCACGAAAACCGCCCCCGGUUUCUGUGCACUUUUUUGAUGCGUGUGUGUUUGCAGAGCCUGGGACGCCGCCACCGCCGACUUCAUCCGCCCGCUCGCCCAAAAAUACCGGCACACAAUUCAGGCGGGCGGCUCGCACACGUGUCCGGCCACUGCUACCGUAUCCCGGAAACGAAAGCACCUCUAG
Messenger RNA from Caenorhabditis sp. 36 PRJEB53466, 2318 nucleotides. NCBI's taxonomy places the organism in Eukaryota, Metazoa, Nematoda, Chromadorea, Rhabditida, Rhabditidae. The record is from the annotation of a GenBank genome assembly.